AUGGACCCUAUAACCGGUGUGCGUGUGGAUCCGAAGCGAAGAAAGAGAGUGUUCAGCAACCGAACCAAAACUGGCUGUAUCACCUGCCGCCGACGGAAGAAGAAGUGUGAUGAAGGCAAGCCAGAAUGUACUAAUUGCAAACGUGGAGGUUUCGUUUGUGAAGGUUAUUCAGGUAAAGUCAGUUGGCAGAAGCCCCCGGGCAAGCAGAUACCUCCCUCAGUUGUUACCGGACCACCAUAUAUUCAGUCGAAGGAAGAUCAACCCAUGGUGGACUCCCCAAUCCACACACAUACCAUCCCCGUCUCGACGCCCACGAGCGCUUCCCAUCGGAUGGGAAUGGAGGACCGUCCUUACCACGCGCGCGCUGAUGAGCUCUCUGGCGGUCGAAACGCAACACCGACGCAAGACGGCAUGUCUCCACGGUCUGCGAACCACGCCUACUUGCCUCUACGCGGCGAUAACGGUCCUACGCCUUCCGCAUCUACCCCACAACACGAGAAUGGAAACAACAACAGCAGCAGCAGUAACAACAACAACAGCACCCCAAACGUCAAUCCCAACGUAGCUGCUAGUCCUACGAUGGGCGGUUCGGAUCGUCGUGUGUCGUUUUCCUCGCACCAAGCAUUGACUGCGGCAUCCGGCGCGAUGGUUCGUCCGAGGUCGGAGAAGGAGAAGAUGAUCAACUCGGAGUUGUACCACGCUAGCUCGCCCGAGCUGGUCGCCGAACGUGAGGCCUGCAAGGCGGCUUGCUGGAGAUACAAUAAUAUCGCGUCGAACCCAAACAGCCAAGUGUCGGAGGGCGAGAAGGGCAGAAUGCUCCUCGAUAUUCUGCGACCGGGAAAUAAGUGGGAGGUGGUGAGCACUGGGGCUGCCCCUGGAACACCUGGUGCCAUCACCUACGUCACGGACAAUGGAUACCAGAGUGAUAUCGUAGAUGUCACUGUGGACGCUCCGUUCACGUGCAGCUACGGCUACAACAUUCGUCUGGGAAAGAACGUUUACAUCGAGUUUGGAUGUACGAUCCUGGACAGCUGCAACGUGACCAUCAAAGCGCGCACGAUCCUGUCGCCCGGUGUCAGCAUCUACGCUGCGACCCACCCCAUCGACCCGCGGAAACGCAAUGGAGCCCGGGGACCAGAGAUGGCCAAGCCGGUUCUGAUCGAGGAAGACUGUUGGUUGGGAGGAAAUGUCAUCGUAUUGGGUGGCAUCACGAUCGGAAAAGGAAGUGUCGUCGGAGCUGGAAGUGUGGUCACACGGGACGUCCCGCCUUUCACCGUCGUUGCUGGUAACCCUGCUCGUGUCAUUCGUGGUAUCUACCACAAUGGCGUUGACAUGUGA
This is a messenger RNA of Tricharina praecox, 1338 nucleotides long. RefSeq lists its product as uncharacterized. The record is from RefSeq and is a predicted model, not a curated record. Gene Ontology annotation, molecular function: acetyltransferase activity; DNA-binding transcription factor activity, RNA polymerase II-specific; zinc ion binding. The transcript has 4 exons. Gene Ontology annotation, biological process: regulation of DNA-templated transcription. Bases 1 to 1338 code for a protein of 445 amino acids. Lineage: Eukaryota; Fungi; Ascomycota; Pezizomycetes; Pezizales; Pyronemataceae.